CGGCCUGACCGAUAGUAAGCCAGACACAUGGCCUGAUCUAAUCUAAAUGAAUGCAUAUACCGAAUUCUCUUACAACCAAGAUGGCGCCGUCUUUCGCUCUGUUUGUGGUCCUGAUAUGUUCAGGAGUGGAGUUGGUAUUGACAUCUUGCCCAAGAGGAUGGGUUGAAUAUCAAGACGAAUGCCUGUUGUUUGUGACCAACACUACGAUGGGAUGGCAUGAAGCUGAGAACGUCUGUAGGAACUAUCCAAGUUACCUGGUAACGGACGAUAAUGAGGAUAAACACGACUUCAUCGAAAUGUUCAUCAACGUCUUCUCUCAUAACUGGCACUUACGACAUUUCUGGAAUGGCGUCAGUGACUUCGUCGUCGAGAACCAGUGGCGAUGGGUGGAGACGGGUGUGUCUGUCGAGUCGACCACAUUCUGGGAUAAGGGACAGCCAAACGGGCUCGACGGCCAAAACUGUGUCGCUUUAACCAUGAACUCGGCCAACAGUCUGGUCUGGAGGGACUACGAUUGCACGCAUAAAUACCACUUCAUAUGCGAAAUGAAGGCAACGAAGGACACAAUCGGAGUUAUCGGAUGAAGACUUGUUUGAACCUUCAACUACCACCCAAUAAAAGUUUCAGACUACAA
This is a messenger RNA of Pecten maximus, 634 nucleotides long. Its product is annotated as C-type lectin domain family 4 member E-like. Gene Ontology annotation, molecular function: carbohydrate binding. Gene Ontology annotation, biological process: biological process involved in interspecies interaction between organisms. NCBI's taxonomy places the organism in Eukaryota, Metazoa, Mollusca, Bivalvia, Pectinida, Pectinidae. Bases 51 to 584 code for a protein of 177 amino acids. The transcript is spliced from 5 exons. The record is from RefSeq and is a predicted model, not a curated record. Gene Ontology annotation, cellular component: external side of plasma membrane.